AGCAGCCAUCACAGAGGUCCAGGACUCCGGGCAGGAUGGCUUCCCUUCGUCUGUUCCUCCUUUGCCUCGCUGGACUGGUAUUUCUGUCUGAGGCUGACCCUGCGGGCACUGGAGAAUCCAACUGUCCUCUGAUGGUCAAAGUCCUGGAUGCUGUCCGAGGCAGCCCUGCUGUCAAUGUGGCUGUGAAAGUGUUCAAGAAGAAUAGCGAGGGAAAAUGGGAGUCCUUUGCCUCUGGGAGCACAGCUGAGUCUGGAGAGCUGCACGGGCUCACCACACAUGAGAAGUUCGUAGAAGGAGUGUACAGAGUAGAGCUGGACACCAAGUCGUACUGGAAGUCCGUUGGCAUUUCUCCGUUCCAUGAACACGCAGAGGUGGUCUUCACAGCCAACGAUUCCGGCCAUCGCCACUACACCAUCGCAGCCCUGCUCAGCCCGUACUCCUACAGCACCACCGCUGUCGUCAGCAACCCCAAGAACUGAGAAUCCUGGCCCAGGAGGACCAGGUUCUUGCCAAGGCAGUAGUAUCCCAUUUGUACUGAAAGUGUUCUUGCUCUGUAAACUGCUAGCACCUCGGGAAGAUGCCAUGAAACAUUCUUAUUAAACUUGUUAUUUCAUUCCAACUCUA
Molecule: messenger RNA, 624 nt
Organism: Psammomys obesus (fat sand rat)
Lineage: Eukaryota; Metazoa; Chordata; Mammalia; Rodentia; Muridae
Gene: Ttr
Product: transthyretin
Exons: 4
Coding region: 36-479 (147 amino acids)
Biological process (GO): purine nucleobase metabolic process
Molecular function (GO): thyroid hormone binding
Source: RefSeq, a predicted model, not a curated record